CUUGGGUAAGAGCUUAGCAACCCUUCCGCAACCAUCAUGGCGGACAAGUCAUAUUGAAUUUUCAUGUGCGUGCGAUAUGGGUUACGGGCUUAAACUUCUCGUUUUACUCUUCUUCAUUUCAUUUCUCUAUGUGGUUGGAAUUUUUCUUUUCACGCGCGGCUUUCUUUUAAAACGACUAGUCAUUAACGAGUACAGCGAUUGUACGGAAAUUCCAGACAUGUUGCCGGAUCAACAACAGUCGAGGAAAAUAAAAAGUACAAAUGAAGGUUGCUGGACGAAGACGACUCACAAAAAGGCUGUGAUUCUCAUUAUCGAUGCCUUACGCUAUGACUUUGCGCAAUACAACACUAGCAUUGAGGAGCAGGCUGCGUUACCUUACCAGAACAAGUUAAAAGUGAUCCAUGAAGUGUUGGAAAACUCGCCUCAACAUGGAGUACUGUUCAGAUUUGUGGCAGACCCACCAACUACCACUAUGCAAAGGUUAAAGGCGCUUACUACUGGAAGUCUACCAACAUUUGUUGAUGCUGGGAGAAACUUUGCCAGUUCAAAUAUCACUGAAGACAACAUCAUUUUCCAGUUGAAAUCUCUAAAGAAGAACAUCACCUUCAUGGGAGAUGACACUUGGGGAAGUCUGUUCCCUGACUCUUUCCAGAAGUCCUUUCCAUUCCCGUCAUUUAAUGUGAUGGAUCUUCACACAGUGGACAAUGGUGUGAUUGAGCAUUUGAUUCCAGAAAUAAUGACAAAGGACUGGGAUGUUCUGAUUGGUCACUUUCUUGGGGUUGACCACUGUGGACACAAGUUUGGACCCAACCACCCAGAGAUGGCUUCAAAACUCACUCAGAUGGAUACUGUUUUACGGUCUGUGAUGAAAACACUUGAUGAGGAUACAGUACUGUUUGUGAUGGGUGAUCAUGGCAUGACACGUACUGGUGAUCACGGGGGAGACAGUGAGGAUGAGGUUGAUGCAGCACUCUUUGUUUACUCAACUAAACCUCUAGCUACUUGUAACAUGCAAUUAAAGGAUAAAACUACAACUGUCUCUCAGAUUGACUUGGUCCCAACCCUCUCCCUGCUUCUUGGCAUUCCAAUUCCCUAUGGUAACCUGGGAACCAUUAUACCUGAGCUGUUUUGCCAUGAUAGCACCAUGGAUUUACAAGCGCACCAUUCAGAUGACAAACAUCUUAGCAUGGCGCAGCAAGUGCUAGACUUGAUAGAAAGAAACACUGCUUUUGAAAUAAACUCCAAACAAGUCAACAGAUAUCUCAAUGAAUAUGCCUCCAUUUCUGGAGAGAUUUCAAAGAGCACAUUGGAAGACUUUGCCAGAAUUUUACACAAUGCAACUGAACUUGUUUCUGAGACCAGAGACUUUGCUGACAAAUUUGACAGUCACAAGGGAUUGAUUGAAAAAGCUACUAUGGAAGACCUAACACGUCUCCAUGAAAAAUUGACAGCCGUUGAAGGAUUUUACAGGGAUUAUUUAUCUCAAGUGAAGUCUCUUUGUCAGUCUCUAUGGGCUAAGUUUGAUCUCAACUCUAUAUUUGCUGGUGUGUCUGUGCUAUUUCUUGGUGUUGCUGUUGCGAUGUUAACACUUCUUGACUGUGGUAGAAGGUUGUCACUGCUGGCAGUAAUUCCCUCGAUGGGUUUCACUCUGGCUUCUGUAGUGACUUCCUUUAGCUUUAAUUUUAUCAUUGUCAUGUCUUUAUUUCCUCUGUGUGUAUUGGUACUAGGUAUGUUUAUUUCCCUUCAGAAGGUAAUAAUCAAAAGGACGAAAGUGGCGGUUGGCUGUUUGUUCACUAAACUUUCAACAGACAGUGUUUUUGCUGCAGUUUUGUGUUUUCUUCAAUGCAUGGCUCUGUUUUCAAACAGCUUUGUCGUGAACGAGGACAAAAUAAUCGCCUUUUUCAUUCAGGCUUUGAUUGCUAUGAAAUGCGUUCAGGGCCUUUGGAAAUGUGGGAUUAGCGACAGGAGAAGGCCCCUUUUAAGACAGAACUCUAGGAGGUUGCCCAAAAAGGAGCACAAAAGAGGCAGUGUCAUUGGAUUUCUCCUCAGACUGUUAUUGGCAUGGAUUGCCUUUGACAUUGUCAAUAGAACUGCCAUCGUAUUAAAAGCUUGCCGAGAGGAACAGUGGUCUUGUGUGCCUUCGGAUUUCCUUAAACCUCUGUCAGCUUUAACAAACAAGGAUUUUACAGCAAGCAAUCGCUUUAUUCUAACUGUGUUAUGCACGGGUGUGAUUCCGCUUGCAGUUCGACAAUGGCUGCGUUAUCAGGGGAAUUUAAAUGGGCCAUCGUUCGUGGUAUUGUGUGUAAAGUUUUCCCUGCCGGGAGCAUUUCUACUGAUCUGCGCGCACUGGGUGCUGCAGAUGGUGCCAGAGGAAAGGACCUCUGUCUUCCCAGAGAUUCGGCUGUGGCAGCAGAUCAUCCUUCCACAGAUGGUUUACUGUCUGUGUGUCGCGACAGUCGCAUGCCUAAUGUAUUCGCCACUGUGUCUCUACACUGUCUUCAGAGGCAGGAAAACCUCUUUCAGCGAAAAAGUCCAAGCGUUGCAAGACCCAGACGAUAAUUCUGCCAUCAUCCACGCUGUGGUUCAAGAAAUAAAGCAGAAUUGGCACGGUGAGAACGGGAACACUCCUGUGGAAGAGAUUGGCAAAGAUGACGCAAAUACACCAAUGGUUUACGGUCUCGCUACAGUGUACUCGUCAGCGUUAUUGAUUUUAUUUCUCACCGUUGCGUUGCCGCUAAUGAUGCUUUUGGCCAACGGAAUGUCCCCGUCUGUUUUUCUGAUGUGUGUGCAGAUGUUUUUGUUGUUAGAAAUUCAUGGAUUGAGCCAUGAUGGGGAACUCGACAGCAGUUAUAUCAACGACUCAGAUACUUCAUUGAGCAUGGUAGCUCUGUGGUAUUUCCUUUCGUGCUAUUCCUUCUACUGUACAGGACACCAAGCCACUAUUCCAUCCAUCCGUUUCGAAGCGGCCUUUGUUGGAUUCCCAGGAGACAUGGAAAGCCUUCUUCUACCAGGUCUCCUCAUUCUACUCAAUACUUUCGCUGGCCCAGUCCUAUUUGCUCUUGGUCUUCCUCUCGUCCUGUUUUGGCCUCAAAUACCAAACAGAGUGCUAGGGACUGAGAAGAAAAGUGGUCGUCAAUCAAGCAAAGGAGAGUUCGAUUGGAUUGAAAGUCCCGAGCAGUUAAGAACCCGGACAUUUCGCCUCGUACUCAUGUACCAGGCACUUCAUGGCGUUAAGCUUUUAGCCACAUCUUGCUCUGCCGCUCUACACCGCCGCCAUCUUAUGGUGUGGAAGAUUUUCGCUCCCCGAUUCGUUUUCGAGGGUGUCUCCUUCUUGCUGACCACCGCUGUGUUGUUCGCGAGUUUUGUCGCGGUUCUCAGGAUUGAUCAAGCCCUACGAAGCUGGUUCAAGAAACUAGAGACGUCUGAUGAAUUGAAAACAAAGAGCAGAUAGUCAACGUCCAGUCUCACCAAGGGUUCUCUAGUGUGUUCAGUAAAUGAACCUCACCGUACGGGCACUUCGUUAUUAUGAGCAAUUCACUUGGCCCCCUCAAACGACUCUCAUAGUAGUCAACUGGUUGUUGACUAGUGAAAUAUCCUUUUCUUACGAGCGUCUUUGGUACGCUGCUCGUGUGAGAACGUUAUGCCACAACAUCAGCGGUCAGAAUGUUAGCUAAAUAAAUGAGCGCUCUUCUCAACAGAGUUCGAUUCGUUUUUAGAUUGUUCACUGGUUCCCAGUCUCUCCAAGCAAUGGGUGUUAAUCAGAUUUGGUAUCAAUCACUGAUAUUUUAACAAGAAAUUAAAAUUAAAUCUGGACUGUUGGUACUCUUCGCGCUCGGUUUAAGCUUCGCGGGCAUUUUUUCUCGCUCCGAGCCCAGCUUUUGCAGGCCGCCCUGUGGGCAAGGUAGUAAGCCAAGUUUUGCUAGAAGUAUUGUUGGCACAUAAAAACAAUGCUUUCUUUAAAAAAAAAAAAAUCCUUGUACAUCUUCACAACUGCUGGCAUCUUUUAUUACUACUAUUAUUAUUUGGGGAGAUUUUUUUGCUACUUAGCAAAUAAUCUGUAAUCUGCGCUGGCAUAUUAACGACCUUCGUAAGAGAGAUUCUUGUUUAGUUAAUUGCAGUCGUCUAAGGAAAAUACUCCGCAAGGAGGCCGCUGAUGUUAUUCGCUACUUUUUUUAAAAGGCAAAUUAAUCUGCCUCGUGUGAUCUUUAGAAACACUUGCCCCUGCUGUUUCCUGAUGAUAUGACAAUCAGUGAUCAAUUACCUGUUUAACUUGCACCCAUCUUGAAAAGUCGUUUGUGAACAAUCACUCUACAUCGAUUUAUUUCGAUUGUAUUUCUUUGUUAACGUAGUGAACAGAAAAAAAAAAUACCACUUAUACCCCGAGGUUUAAAUUGGAAAUGCAAUUAGAAGAAUAAAAAUCUUUUUUGCCCUCCCUUCAAGAUGUUAAACAAGCUAUAAACCCAUUUAGAAACAUUUCUAUUUCUUCUAAUAGUCCCUUGGAAUCACUUAAAACCGUAUCGAUAACUAGCUUUCAUCCAAUAGCUAAAUAAAUUUGUUUUCGUGGCAUCGAGGGAGAUAUUAAAAACGAGCUAUCCGUGUAUAGCGAAAGAACAAAACUUGAAUAUCUACUACUUUUGGUAAUGGAAGGCCUGAUUAUAUUGAAUAUAUUUUCAAAAGAAGAAUUACUUAUUGAAUUCUAGUUUUAAAUUAUUAUCGAUAAAAGCUUUACUUAGAAAAUUCGUGCUCUGGCUGAAGCAGUCCUCUGUACAGUAAUCUUGUAAUGCAAUGUUUUUGUUUUUUUUCUAGAGGAGAGCGAAUCAGCUGCGGAUUUCGUUCUUUGUAAAAAGACGGCGAAUGUUUGUAUACACGAUUUAUUAGGGUAUAAAAUUGUCAAUUAAAUGAAUUUUACAGCUAUGGGUAUCUGACCCACGGACAUUUGAAAAGAUAUUACCCCAAGCAACGAUACAAAAAGAAGUACGUGAGAAGCGAAAUAAACUAAUUAGUGAGCGACCCAGAAACAAUAUGAAAUUGUGGUUGGUGUUUUUUAUGUAUUAAUUUAUUUAUUACUUUCUUUUUCUUGGAUUGGUGAAAUUUGUAAUCGAAAUCUUCCUAUGACUUAGCUUUGCCGCCAGAUCUAGUUGAAUUUAUUUCUAUGACAAACAAAAUCAAUUAGUUAUAUUUGCGCCCCAUGUAAUGUAGCCAUUGUGUUCAACUGGAAAAAAAAGACUUUCUCUCCAAUUGUUGGGAAAUUUCGGUCAAACACUGCAGUCCGUGAAGAUCUCUGUAAUACUAGGUAAGUGCGAACUGAAAAUUGCUUCAAUCUGCUAUUACAGUAUUAACGAGACAAAUUUUAGUAAUUAAAAUUACUAAAAUUUGUUUCGUUAAAAUCGUCCACUAGUCUGAAAAUGCCAAUGGUGACCUGUGCAAGAUUUUGCAAUUCGUCAGUUUUCAAACUUACGUCCCUAUACCUUGGCAGAUGGAAAAGCUUAAAAGCUGGCUCAAAAACAAUGGUAUUUCACUAAUCUCUGUCGUACAUUCCGGAAAAGAGGAUGGAGAGAUGAGAAAUUAAAUUUCGGCAUUCACAAAAGUUGACUUUGUAUUGUUAUCUCAAAAGAAACUUGAAGGCUUUUAUUCUUAUAAGCUUUCUGUACCGUCGAGUGUGAGCUCGCGUUUUUGCUUUGCAUUGAACGAAUAAGAAAUGCACCCUAACUUUGUUUUACCAUCAUAGUUUUAUUUUGUGAUAGUUGAAACUGAGUCCUGAAUCUAAGUCCUUUAGGGAAGAAAAACCAUGAGGCUAUCCCUGAUCAUCACUGCAGUCCUGUGUGUACGGUUGACGAUGGGAGGAACAAACAACAACUAUUGUGGAAAAAAUCCCUAUCCUGACAUCACUCUGCACAAAUUCGCGGCGUGGGAUUGCGGCAGCGAUGAAAGCAAGCUUCUCGUUGAUAUUGACGCUGUAAACAUCCCCAUCUGCGUAAAAGGCAAUUUCAGCAUCGGCAGUGCAAACCCCGGCCCGUUCUCCAUUGUUUACGUUGCUAGCAUAACGGGGACAAUAAUGGGCUUUUUUCCGAUUGUAGAAGACAUCCCCAUGUGUGAUGCCGGACCGUGCUAUAUGCUUGUGAACUGCCAGGAAUUAAAAACUCUGCUUGGAGCUAGCGCUGAAGACGCGAAUGAUCCCAACUGCGUUGUGACAACUGGUGAUGUAGAAUUUCUGGUGAGCACGAUGCUAGACGGGCCAGUUAACCUUCCUCCAUCCGUUGUUAGCGGAAUACAAGGAGCCGCUGUUAAUACUGAGAUCGAUAUCGAUGCUGAUAUCAUGGCGGGCCUCACCAUCAAAUUGGCCUGCAUCUUGGAAGAAAUGCCACUCAAAUUGCUAAAGUAACUCAGAACUGAGAAACACGACUAUAACAAAAUGCUGUGUGAGCCAUAUUUCGGUAGCUGAAAGAAACUAAGUUGAACUCA
Molecule: messenger RNA, 6462 nt
Organism: Orbicella faveolata
Lineage: Eukaryota; Metazoa; Cnidaria; Anthozoa; Scleractinia; Merulinidae
Product: GPI ethanolamine phosphate transferase 3, catalytic subunit-like
Biological process (GO): GPI anchor biosynthetic process
Cellular component (GO): endoplasmic reticulum membrane
Molecular function (GO): mannose-ethanolamine phosphotransferase activity
Source: RefSeq, a predicted model, not a curated record